AAUGGGGACAGUUUUGGAAUAUUUUGGAUUUUGGGAUUCCGGAUAAGGAACCGCAGCAAGGCCUGCCAUGAUUUAUUGUGACCUGCAAUAAAAAGCGCGUCCGGUGCCUUGAAAGCCGCGGCGUUUCAUCGCAGAGGGCUGUGGUCUGUGUGCGUUUACGAAGGAAGAACUCCGAUUCUAAUCAGUGGGGCUUACUCUUAAGUAAAUACGCACAAGCCUUCAUAGCGUGGGAUUGGUAAAACAGGAGUAUGUCACCGCAAAGCAAAUAGGAACUGAGGAUUAGAUAAAGCUACUCCCAGCGAGCAAAGACAGAAAUGAAAGGCGUCUUAGCAGGGCUUUUGCAAAAGGGAACGCCAGUUUCUGCUACUACACAACCCCCAGAAUUUGCCUGAUGGAGGAACCAAUCCAGUUGUGUGCGUCACCCUAAAUUAUCCCCAUAAUGGGGAUUCAUAGAAAUUUUGACUUGCCAUUCAGCAGCUGGAUUUGGAUCAAGGCUGCUGCUUUCCAGAUGUGGCUGGAUUGCAAGUCCCAUAAUCCUGAGCCAGCAGCAGGGCUGUAGAGUUGGAGCCGUCGGGACACAGUACUUACAACUAAAGUCUUACUAGGCCGCGAUCGUUUGGGUCCGGGCUUUUCAUGGCGUGAAAGGCGGCAGCCAUCCCGAGCGGGGCGAUCUCUUUUGAUGAUCGUGUAAGGCGGCCGUUUUCUCCGGAACAAAGGAACGACUCCUAAGACAUGGUUGGGAAGCUGAAGCAGAACUUGUUGCUGGCCUGCCUGGUGAUCAGUUCGGUGACGGUCUUCUACCUGGGCCAGCAUGCCAUGGAGUGCCACCACCGCAUCGAGGAACGGAGCCCACCGGCCCAUCCAGAGCUGUCCUGGCCCACGCCGAGGAAUGCCCCGGCUCCCAAAGACAACACCACCAUGGCCUACAACAAGGAUAUGCCUUUGAUCUUUAUCGGUGGGGUCCCCCGUAGCGGGACCACCUUGAUGCGGGCCAUGUUGGACGCUCACCCGGACAUCCGUUGCGGCGAGGAGACUCGGGUGAUCCCCAGGAUCCUAGCGGUCAAGCAGAUGUGGGCGAGGUCCAGCAAGGAGAAGAUGCGGCUGGACGAGGCGGGCGUCACGGACGAAGUCCUGGACUCGGCCAUGCAGGCCUUCCUCUUGGAGAUUAUCGUCAAACACGGGGAGCCGGCCCCUUACCUCUGCAACAAAGACCCCUUCGCUCUCAAGUCCUUAACUUAUCUCGCUCGGAUUUUCCCCAACGCCAAAUUUAUCUUGAUGGUCCGGGACGGCAGGGCUUCCGUCCAUUCCAUGAUCUCCAGGAAGGUCACCAUCGCCGGCUUUGACCUCACCAGCUACCGGGACUGUUUGACCAAGUGGAACCGGGCCAUUGAGACCAUGUACAACCAGUGCUUGGAAGCGGGCUUGGACCGGUGCAUGAUGGUCCACUACGAGCAGCUGGUUUUGCACCCGGAGAGGUGGCUGCGGACGCUCCUCAAGUUCCUCCACAUUCCCUGGCACCCGGCUGUCUUGCACCACGAGGACAUGAUCGGGAAGGCCGGCGGCGUCUCUCUUUCCAAAGUGGAAAGAUCCACGGACCAAGUGGUCAAGCCGGUCAAUGUGGAGGCCUUGUCCAAGUGGGUGGGCAAGAUCCCCCUGGACGUCCUGCAGGACAUGCCGGUCAUCGCCCCGAUGCUGGGCAAGCUGGGCUACGACCCUUACGCCAACCCCCCCAACUAUGGCAAGCCGGAUCAGAAAGUCCUGGAAAACACGCGGAGGGUCUACAAAGGUGAAUUUCAGCUCCCCGAUUUCCUGAAAGGGAUGCCACAGCCGAAGAAGACGGCAGAAAGGAAGCCCCACGUCAAGAUAAAAUGAACCGGAGAACCGAAACCGGAAAGUACAGAACCGAGGGCGUGAAAUAGAAGAACGGCUGCGGGACUUUGGGAAUGCAGGCUGCUUUUCGGAAAGAAAAACAUGGCGGUUGCGUUGGUGAUGAUUGGGUUCCUCCAAGCUGCUUUCCUUCGCUCCUUCCGGAAAUACGUCCCCAUUUCAUCCUGUUGUCUCUUGGAUCUGUACAUUUCAUUUUGAGCACAUUAUGGCAAAUCCGAAAGCUGAACUUUCAUGUUUUGCUUUUUCCACUGGAAGAAGGGCAGUUUCCCCCCUCGUUUCUCUUUUUCUCCCCCCAGAAGAAGGUUUUAUGGUGGAACAUAACAAUAAUAAUAAUAAUGAUUAUGAUUAUGAUGAUGAUGAUACAGUCCACUCCCUCAAAGUGGAUUCUUCCCUUGAACAUCUAACGCAGCUUGACGGCGUUGUUUUCGUCUUAGUUAGCGGCUAGGUUUAUUUUGUUUCAUGUCGUUGCGCAGCUGUCUCUUCCGUAUUACCGCCUAUUUUCUUCCUUUGCCUCACUCCGAUGUUUCUUGGGGGGGUUGAAUAUCUCUGUGCGUCACCAUCUUUAUCACACCUCUCAUAUCUAGGCUCUUGAUCGAUAGCGAAGCAGAACCGUGCGCUUUUGGAGGUUGGAAUUGAAUCCGUCGGUUGAAACGCGGUGGCGGUGUCUCCUCCAGCAAUGCUCAAAGCCUGCGAUCUCCACUGUUCCUUGCAGUUCAAGGUCUUUGCAGGCGGUUGUUUGACAUCCAUUCUUGUUUCUUUGCCAACAAAGACAGUCCCUCAGAUUGCCGUCGGGGCAGGAGAAACCGUAGCAGCAAAACGCAGCGUCGUGUUGCAUGCGGCGAAAGCUGUCGGUGCGUAAGACGUGUCUGUAUGGGGGGGUGCGCCGUAAUGGCGUUGGUGUGGCGCAGCCCCUCCGUCUGAUGUUCCCACAACUCCUUUUGCUAUAAAGCCAAAACGGUUUGCGCCUGGCUGUUGCCGUGGCGACCAACAUGAGCGGACUAGGCCGCAGCCACUGUGGUAGUAGUUACAUGACGCGGAGCACCCUCUGACCAUAAAAGGGCAAUAGUAGUGUGGCAGGCUCUGAUUGGUGGACCAGAGUGCGUUGCCGACUGCUGAUUGGACGGGACGGAACUGUGGUCUGAAACCCAACUGUAUAAAAGCCUCUUGUCCUCCCACUAAUGGCUGCUGCUCCGGUCUCAUGGAGUCCUGGGAUGCGCAGUUUGCGUCGGGCAUCUCUCACAAAAACUACAAAUCCCAGGACUCUGUGGCGCAGGAGCCGCCGCACAAUGCCGCCUCGUGUGGCGCGGUUUCUGUCGCGUUUCUGCGUGCUUUUUUGAGCUUUGUGGCUGUGGAGAUUUACAUGGAAGAAAUGUAGAAAGCGAUCUGGGUUUCUGCUCUUGCACUUUAGCCCUUAAAUGGGGGAAAUCCAAAUGACGGGUUUUGAGAGCUCCGACACCCAUCGUCCCCGGUUGUGAAGGUCCAAACUGUGUGGUGGGUCAACCCCCCCCCCCCAAUUCCCUUUUUGGUGUGGCUGCAUUUAACCCCAAUACAGAGGAGUUCAGAGGAGGCUGGACUCCAACUCCCAUCAGACCCAGGCACAGUGGGCCUUGGAAGAGGAUGAUGGGAGUUGGGAUACGCCAGCCAUUUUACCUUGUGAUUUAUUAUUAUUAUUAUUGUGGCAAAAAGAUGGAUUUCUGUUCCUGGUUUUGUUUGACUUCUUCCCCCCAUUUUCUGGACACGUGAAAACGACCUGAUUUGUAAUUAAUUUAAGGAGAAAGAGGCGGAAAGAAAAGAGGUUUAGAGUCCGACGGCCCUUUUUGUACUGUUUAUUUUUCGAAAUAAACGCUUUAAAUGUG
Messenger RNA from Sceloporus undulatus (fence lizard), 3743 nucleotides. It is a transcript of the gene TPST1, whose product is annotated as tyrosylprotein sulfotransferase 1. The record is from RefSeq and is a predicted model, not a curated record. NCBI's taxonomy places the organism in Eukaryota, Metazoa, Chordata, Lepidosauria, Squamata, Phrynosomatidae. Gene Ontology annotation, biological process: peptidyl-tyrosine sulfation. The transcript has 7 exons. The coding region runs from base 733 to 1872 and encodes 379 amino acids. Gene Ontology annotation, molecular function: protein-tyrosine sulfotransferase activity. Gene Ontology annotation, cellular component: Golgi apparatus.